AUGCUUGUCUCGCGAUCUAGUAUAUUUUGUGACCCCUAUUUUACGAUAUUGGUAACUUGGCUAGAAUUUUUAGAAUGGAAGUUUUAUAUUGUUCGAGCAGAAGCUGAAGGGAAAGAUGUUGUUCACAGUCUUAGAGGUGUUAUGGAAGCGAUUGAAUUUGCAUAUUUGCGUGAUUUCAUCAUAAUGAUUGCUGAUCGUGAUAGAAAAGAUGAAUAUGAAGCUUUGGAAAUUCACCGAAUGUCAUUUUUUUAUGAAUCGAAUGAACCAAAAAUGAUCCUUACAAGGGAAGUGAUACCUUAUACAUUGAAUAACACAAAAGGUGAAAAGGUCGCUACUAUCAAAUACACAGGAAUUAUGCAAGCGCGCAAACAGUUCUUCCAUUUGAUCCAUCGAGUCAAUAUAUAUGGAAGUGUUAUGGGCCCAUUACCACAGAACAUCUGCACUAUCUUUAAACUUACGUAUUAUGACGAAAAAACUCCCUCAAAUUAUGAACCACAAGGUUUUAUGGCUGAUGAAGAUCUAUUCCAUUUUCCGAAGGAAGUCGAACCGUUGAUGCUUGGUAGAUUCGACUGUGAAAAGCACAUGGUUACAACAUCAGUUCACUCGAUUUUCAUGAAAAGCAUAAAUGAAAUGAAAUCAUUGAUGAAUGCCGAUGCCACUGAAUCUAGCCCAUCGAUUUCUCGUGAUACCACGAUUUACUCUUCACCAACUAAAACUUUGCAAAUGCUAUCAACAUGUAUCGAUGAGUUCUCUCAAAUUCAAGCAGAAGAUAUUGAGCAGCAGAAUGAUCAGAUGAGAAGCGCUGAAUUAACAACAUCAUCCUCAUGCAUUGACAUCAGUGCCACGCUAAAAAUUACGAAAAUUUGUCGCACACUUCCACGUAUAUGCCAUAAGGCUAACUGUAAUAAUACUAAUUAA
Messenger RNA from Loa loa (African eye worm), 918 nucleotides. RefSeq lists its product as hypothetical. The coding region runs from base 1 to 918 and encodes 305 amino acids. The record is from RefSeq and is a predicted model, not a curated record. The transcript is spliced from 6 exons. NCBI's taxonomy places the organism in Eukaryota, Metazoa, Nematoda, Chromadorea, Rhabditida, Onchocercidae.